AUUUCACGCUAGACCAGGGGGUGUAUUUCCUGUUCAAGAUUCUCGACCAGGAUGAUGCCCGGUCAGUUAAAGACGCCGCGGCGGCGCAAUCCAGGCAGCCACUACUUAUUGAUUCUCAUUCUUUGAAUCUUUGUUUUCUUUCCCAUCGCCAAGUAGACAAGAAACGGGAGCCUUUCUUCAGGAUAGCUCGGCGACAAUCGAUCGUUUCCUGUGUAAUUUUGUUCACUUUUGCAAUUCUUAAUAUCCAAUUUUAACCAGUACACUCGCUAAAUACUUGUUCACCACCGUCGCUCUUUUUAGCCUCACUCACCAUCUCCAUAUCACGCCCCGCGCUUUUUUCUUGGCUUUCCAUCAGGACUGUUUCGCAUUUCAGGGCCAAGCCGGAGCAAAAGUCAAGAACGAAACCCCCCAGCAGCUUGACAACUUUGGAAGAGUAGAAGAUCUUUGGCGGUCCCCAAGACUUUUACUCCAUACCAAGGACACCAAGCAUUCCAACUACAGAAUACCACGAGCAAACAGCCUCGAUCUAAUAUUACUGACUUCAAGAUGGGCUUCACCAAGAGCUCUAUAAUCUCGGCCGCCCUGUUGGCGAGCCAGGCCACGGCCAGCCUGCAGCCCAUUGUUAUGAAGAGGCACAUGCUGAUUCGGUUUGAUGAUGUCGCGCCUCAGGGCUCCAAGUUCUUCUACGAGAACGGUACCCAAUUCUACAUGAAGGGUAUUGCAUACCAGCAAGCUGUCGGCGCCGCUGGAGCCGCUUCCACCACAAGCACUUUCAUCGAUCCGUUGGCCGACGAGAAGUCCUGCAAGCGUGAUGUGCCCAACAUGCAAAAGGCUGGUACCAACACGAUCCGUGUUUACCAAAUUGACCCUACAGCCGACCACAGCGCCUGCAUGAAGCUUCUCGAUGAUGCUGGCAUCUAUCUCAUCGCCGAUCUUGGAGAGCCUGCCACCUCGAUCGACCGUGAAAGCCCAGAGUGGAACACCAAGCUCUACGACCGCUACAAGUCCGUCGUAGACGAGCUUGCCAAGUACACCAACACCAUCGGUUUCUUCUCGGGCAACGAGGUCACAAACCAGAAGAACAACACAAUGGCCUCUGCCUAUGUCAAGGCCGCCACCCGUGACACCAAGAAGUACAUCAAGCAAAAGGGUUACAGGUGGAUGGGUGUCGGUUACGCCACCAACGAUGACGAGGCUAUCCGCGAUCCGCUCGCCGCCUACUUCAACUGUGGCGACCAGGAUGCUGCCAUCGACUACUGGGGAUACAACAUCUACUCUUGGUGUGGUGACAGCGACUUCACAAAGUCGCAGUACGACCAGCACAUCAAGAACUUUGCCAACUACUCGGUCCCCGUUUUCCUGGCUGAGUACGGCUGCAUUGACGGCAUCGGCGGUGCUGAAGGCCGCAAGUGGAGCGAGACCACGGCUCUCUACUCGGACAGGAUGACAGGAACCUUCUCUGGUGGUGUUGUGUACAUGUACUUCGAGGAGGACAACGACUACGGUUUGUUCAAGGCUAGCUCCAACGGCGGUGGCAGCACCAUGAAGAACUUUGAUGCCCUGGUCAAGGUUAUGAAGGACGUCAACCCCAAGACCAUCGAGAUGAGCUCGUACUCGUCGAACAACAAGCCCCGCGACUGCCCCGGCAUCCAGGACAACUGGCUCGCUGCCUCGAACCUGCCUCCCACUCCCGACAAGUCCCUCUGCGAGUGCAUGACCAAGUCUGCCACGUGUGCGCCCUCCAGCAGCUUGGCUGAGAAGGACUACGGCAAGAUCUUCAACUUCAUCUGCGGCGCUGGCGACUCGUGCAAGGGCAUCAACGGCAACGCCACCACCGGCCAGUACGGCGCUUACCACGGUUGUGACAGCAAGUCCAAGCUCACCUACGCCCUGGACCAGUACUACAAGUCGCAGCGCAACGCUGCAACUGCGUGCGACUUCGACGGCAAGGCCAGCGUCGUCACCCCGCAGCAGACGGCCGCAACCUGCUCUUCCCUCAUCGCCUCUGCCACCGCCGCCGCCGACAAGGCCAACACCAACGCCGGCUCCGAUACAUCCAAGAACGCUGCUUCGUCCUUCAGGGCUCCGGGCGGUCUUGCCGAGAUGGCUCUCGGCAUGUACGUCGCCGCUGCUGUCGGUGUUGGUGCUACCAUGUUCAUGCUGUAAAAGUUGCUAUUGGGAUUUUGUUGGUUGGGCAUAAUUUCUUUGUUUCAAUCUCCUUUGUUUUUUUUGUUUUUUUUGGAUUCUUGCACUUGAUACGCUUAUCGUGCAUUGGCAUUGGUUGUAAUGGAAACUUUCUGGAGAGCAUAAUGUCAAUAUGACAUUCUGACAGUCAAAACAAGCGUUGGAUUGUGUUCGAGAUUGACACUCAUAGAUGAAAUCACGCUUUCCCAUUUCAAUA
Molecule: messenger RNA, 2401 nt
Organism: Pyricularia grisea
Lineage: Eukaryota; Fungi; Ascomycota; Sordariomycetes; Magnaporthales; Pyriculariaceae
Exons: 3
Coding region: 547-2166 (539 amino acids)
Biological process (GO): fungal-type cell wall (1->3)-beta-D-glucan biosynthetic process
Cellular component (GO): fungal-type cell wall; cytoplasm
Molecular function (GO): 1,3-beta-glucanosyltransferase activity
Source: RefSeq, a predicted model, not a curated record